This is a messenger RNA of Phytophthora infestans T30-4, 1374 nucleotides long. RefSeq names its product Major Facilitator Superfamily (MFS). Lineage: Eukaryota; Oomycota; Peronosporomycetes; Peronosporales; Peronosporaceae. Bases 1 to 1374 code for a protein of 457 amino acids. Gene Ontology annotation, cellular component: membrane. The record is from RefSeq and is a predicted model, not a curated record. The transcript is spliced from 4 exons.
AUGGCCAAACAUCAACAGUGGUUGUUGAAGAAGAGCGAAAUCGGUAUCCUGCUCGCCAUCCCAUGCAUCUGCACUAUCAUCGGGCCUCCCAUGUGGGGGGCAAUCGCCGACGCACUGCACCGACACAAACAAGUGCACGUGUUUUGUCAUAUCUCUUCGGCACUCUUCAUCUUUGCCAUCCAGUUCAACAAUUCGUUCCCACUCAUGUGCGUCACAGUCUUCGCAGCUUAUUGUCAAAUGGUCCCAACGCUGGCGUUGCUGGGCCUCGCAGCGAUGAAGCUCACUGGGCGCCGUGGAGGUGACUUCGGUAAGCAGCGCGUGUAUGGAGCCUUGGGCUACGGUGUUGGUGGCUACAUAUCUGGAAUGAUGGCGUCUGCGGUCGGAAUCGAAUGGUGCUUCACGAUGAUGCUCGGUGUGUCUUGCAUCUCGUUGUUGCUACUGCUCUGGUAUAUCCCAGCGGGGUACGGGGAUGAAAACGACCAGCCACCACAAAAGGGACUCCUUCGGAGCAGUGUGAAGCACAUCCUGCGUCGCCCAGACGUGCUCGUGCUUUUCAUCGUGGCUCUCGUGGCAGGUAUUAGUGGUGGCUAUAUCGACUCGUACUUGUUCUUGAUGUGCUAUAUUCUGUCAGACGAUGGCGCUACCGUUGUCAGCGUGCUUGUGGCCGUCCAAACAUUGUCCGAGAUUCCGCUGUUUUUCAUGUCCAGUGUCUUGAUUGAGCGCUUUAGAACCGCUGGCUGUCUGGUUCUCGUUAUCAUCGCUUUCUUCAUCCGAGAUAUGGUAUACACCUACAUGGAGGAACCAUGGUACAUUGUUCCGGUUGAGAUGCUUCACGGUGUUACUUUCGGGCUGCUUGUGGCGGCGUUGACUACCUACGUGUAUAAAGCUGCCCCGAAAGGAGCAGCUGGAACGAUGAUCGGGCUGCUUUCAGCCUUCAUGCGUGGGAUUGGAGCGGGCACUGCGUCGCUUGUCGGCGGAUACAUCUACGAAGGUUACUGUGCAAGCCCGACUCUCAAAAUGCGCUCGGAGCAAUUUGCGAGACUGGUGGACAAUCUCCCUCGGGGAGGCGCGAAGCACAUCAAGAUGACGCCUGAAGCUAAGGUCCUCCUGGAGGAGUACCUGGAUGAUAGCUGUACCUACACGCUGGACACUAUGAGGACAAUGUUGAUUCUGGACUGUGGCGUUAAGGUGGACACGUCGACGAUUACCCGGCACCUGAAGGGCAUACUGUUUAUCGUAAACCAAGUGAGGGUCGAGCCCACAACGUGUAAUAGCGAUAGCAACAUUGAGAGACGACGUGUGUUCGCCGUGAAAUUAAAGGAGCAUCAAGACGCAGGUAGCUUUGGCGCGAGUCGAGCAGAGCCUAUCGUUUAG